AUGCAGCUCUGCGCGCGGCCGCAGGUGCUGUUGGCCCUGUUCCUGUCCACUCUUCUGGCCCAGGCAGAAGCCAGCCAGCGGGCAGCCACCCAGGCCCGCAACACCACCCUGCCCGCUCUGCUCAGGCUGUCGGAUCACCUCCUGACCAACUACAAGAAAGCAGUACGGCCCGUGCGGGACUGGAGGAAGCCCACCACUGUCUUCAUCGAUGUCAUCAUGUAUGCCAUCCUCAGUGUGGAUGAGAAGAACCAGGUACUGACCACCUACAUCUGGUACCGGCAGUUCUGGACUGACGAGUUUCUGCAGUGGACUCCCAAGGACUUUGACAAUAUCACUAAAUUGUCCGUCCCCACAGACAGCGUCUGGGUCCCUGACAUUCUCAUCAAUGAGUUUGUGGACGUGGGAAAGUCCCCGAACAUCCCGUACGUGUAUGUGCAUCACCACGGUGAAGUCCAGAACUACAAGCCCCUGCAGGUGGUGACCGCCUGCAGCCUUGACAUCUAUAACUUCCCUUUCGAUGUGCAGAACUGCUCCCUGACCUUCACCAGCUGGCUGCACACCAUCCAGGACAUCAACAUUUCCCUGUGGAGAUCACCAGAAGAAGUGAGGUCAGACAAGAGCAUCUUCAUGAACCAGGGCGAGUGGGAGUUACUGGGAGUGUUGCCUGAGUUCCAGGAGUUCAGUAUGGAAACCAGCAGCAGCUAUGCAGAAAUGAAGUUCUACGUGGUCAUCCGCCGGCGGCCUUUAUUCUACGCAGUCAGUCUCUUGCUGCCCAGUAUCUUCCUCAUGGUGGUAGACAUUGUGGGCUUUUGCCUGCCCCCGGACAGUGGCGAGAGAGUCUCCUUCAAGAUCACACUCCUUCUGGGAUACUCCGUCUUUCUCAUCAUUGUGUCAGACACCCUGCCGGCAACGGCCAUCGGCACUCCCCUCAUCGGCGUCUACUUUGUGGUCUGCAUGGCUCUGCUGGUGAUAAGCCUUGCUGAGACCAUCUUCAUUGUGCGGCUGGUACACAAGCAGGACCUACAGCGGCCCGUCCCAGACUGGCUAAGGCACCUGGUCCUACAGAAAAUAGCCUGGCUGCUCUGCCUUGGGGAGCAGCCAAUGACCAAUAGGCCUCCAACCACCUUCCAAGCCAGCAAGGUCGAUGACUGCUCAGCCAUGGGAAACCAUGUCAGCCAUGUUGGCGGACUGCAGGACUUGGAGAAGACCCCAAGGGGCAGAGGUAGCCCUCCCCCACCACCUAGAGAGGCCUCGCUGGCUGUGCGUGGGCUCUUGCAAGAGCUAGCCUCCAUCCGGCACUUCCUGGAGAAGCGGGAUGAGAUGCGGGAGGUGGCUCGGGACUGGCUGCGUGUGGGGUAUGUGCUGGACAGGCUGCUAUUCCGCAUCUACCUGCUAGCUGUGCUGGUCUACAGCAUCACCUUGGUCACACUCUGGUCCGUUUGGCAUUAUUCUCGAGUGAACACAACCCAGCAGGGUCUCCAUGCCCCUCCUGCACCUCCCUAUCUCACCUCCCAAGUGCUCUUCAGCCUCUCCCCACCCACACUGCUUCUAGCAGCACCCCCCACCCCCGACCAACAACUGUGGAAGUGCUCUAUAGCCCUGCAAGCCUUGGUGCUGUCCAAGUCUGCAGCUCGGGUUGCUAGGAGAUUGCCACUGGCUCCUAGGACGGAAGUUGCUUUUGUGCCUAAUGUUGGUCACCUGUGCUCAACGACCUUAAAGGCAUACCCUAGAGUGGACACCUGGUGGUUUUUCAGGAGAGCUGGGACAGGUGGCAGCAAAGCCCAGAAAUUCUAUGAAAAGUCAGGCAGGAAAGCGUUUUUAUUGCCCCUUUCCCUGCUGUGCCUUCCAAAUAAAGACCCCUAUCCCUCACUAGUGGUGUCUGCAGCCCCCUUCUUUUGGGCCAACAAUAAGGACAACAUUCCUGAGCUUCAAGUACUCAGGCGGAGGCAGCGCCACCAAACCAGUCUGUCACCAAUGUGCCCAUAG
Messenger RNA from Arvicola amphibius (Eurasian water vole), 1986 nucleotides. It is a transcript of the gene Htr3a, whose product is annotated as 5-hydroxytryptamine receptor 3A. The record is from RefSeq and is a predicted model, not a curated record. Gene Ontology annotation, molecular function: extracellular ligand-gated monoatomic ion channel activity; transmembrane signaling receptor activity; neurotransmitter receptor activity. Gene Ontology annotation, cellular component: synapse; postsynaptic membrane; neuron projection. The transcript is spliced from 11 exons. Gene Ontology annotation, biological process: monoatomic ion transmembrane transport; chemical synaptic transmission; nervous system process. Lineage: Eukaryota; Metazoa; Chordata; Mammalia; Rodentia; Cricetidae. Bases 1 to 1986 code for a protein of 661 amino acids.